UGUUAAUUUUUAUUUCCCAUUCCAAUUCCACCUGUCAAAUUAAAUUUAAAUUAUUUACCCAGUCAAAUUUACUCAUAUUCUUCUGUUUCUGUUUUUUCUCCCAUUUUAGUUUUAAAUUUUUAAAUUUAAUUCUUGACCCGUUUUGAUAUUUUGAGCAUUUGAUGCCAAGAAAGAUUCAUAAGAUUUUUAUACCUUUCUCUUUCUGUUGCAAUUUGUAGGUUAUCAUUAUUAUUAUUAUUUAUUAUUAUUAGGGGUUUCACUGAAUUUUUGCUUAGGCAUGCAAAUUAAAUUGUGCAUUUAGGUUUUUGUUCUAGAGGAAUUUUCUUGGCUUAUUAAUUACUACGCAAUCAGAACGUGAGAACAUCCAAGUUAUCUUUUGUUGCAUUGGGAAUAAUUAAUUAGGUUUUGUUUACCCCUGUUUAUCAUAAAUUUUGCAUUGAAUGGAACAGCUGAUAUUGGCUGCAGAAUCUGACAUCAAAGAGGACUCUCCUUUGAGGCCAAAGCCAAAAAGUAAUGAUGCACCUGAGCCUUCUGGCAGUCCUAGAAGUAGAAUGGUCUCUGCUAGAUGGGAUCCAGGUGAGGCAUGCCGACCCAUAAUUGAUGAAGCACCCGUGUUCUAUCCUACUAAUGAGGAAUUUGAAGACACACUUGGUUACAUAGCGAAGAUACGCCCCCAAGCUGAACCCCAUGGAAUAUGCAGGAUUGUCCCUCCUGCUUGCUGGGUGCCACCUUGCCCUCUGAAGGAGAAAGAUAUAUGGGAAAAUGCUAAAUUUUCCACCCGUAUUCAGCAGAUUGAUUUGCUUCAAAACAGGGAGCCCAUGAAAAAGAAAAAAAGGGGAAGGAAACGGAAACGUAGAAAUCACUCCAAAAUGGGAACAUGCAGGAGACUGGCCAAUUCAAGUUCAGGAGCUAAUAAUGCUUCUGAACCUGAUGAGAAAUUUGGAUUCCAAUCAGGGUCAGACUUCACAUUUAAAGACUUUCAGCUGUAUGCUAAUUAUUUUAAGGAAUGCUACUUUCGGUUGAAAGAUCCUGGUGAAGAAGAAAAAUUUAGCAAUGAUAGCUACCAGAGGAGAUGGCAGCCCUCAGUGGAGGAAAUUGAAGGUGAAUAUUGGCGAAUAAUUGAGCAACCAACUGAUGAGGUUGAGGUGUAUUAUGGUGCAGACUUGGAAACUGGAUCAGUCGGAAGUGGUUUUCCCAAAUCAUCAUCCUUAACUAAGAGUGACUCGAAUCAAUAUGCCCUCUCUGGUUGGAAUCUCAAUAAUUUUGCGCGACUACCAGGUUCGGUACUUAGUUUUGAAGGAAGUGACAUCUCAGGAGUUCUUGUGCCGUGGCUAUAUGUUGGCAUGUGCUUUUCAUCAUUUUGCUGGCAUGUUGAGGAUCAUCACCUUUAUUCUCUUAAUUACCUGCACUGGGGUGACCCAAAAGUAUGGUAUGGGGUACCUGGAAACCAUGCCUCAGCUUUGGAAGACACAAUGAGGAAGCACUUACCUGAUUUAUUUGAGGAACAGCCAAAUCUACUCAAUGAUCUGGUUACACAGUUAUCUCCUUCGAUUCUUAAAUCUGAGGGUGUGCCUGUAUAUCGUACUGUCCAGCACUCUGGGGAGUUUGUUAUUACUUUUCCAAGGGCAUACCACUCUGGCUUCAAUUGCGGCUUCAACUGUGCUGAGGCAGUGAAUGUGGCUCCUGUUGAUUGGCUAAUGCAUGGCCAGAAUGCUGUUGAGCUUUAUAGCUUGCAGGGUCGUAAGACAUCCUUGUCGCAUGACAAGCUGUUAUUUGGAUCAGCACAGGAAGCUGUACAGGCCCUCGCAGAACUAGCUCUUCAUGGAGAAGAAACUCCAAAAUGUUUGAAAUGGAGAAGUGUCUGCGGGAAAGAGGGAGUUCUAACAAAGGCCAUUAAGACAAGGAUAAAGAUGGAAGAAGAGAGGCUGGGAUGUCUUCCAACACAUUUAAAGUUGCUAAAGAUGGACAAAGACUUCGAUUCUUAUGAUGAAAGAGAAUGCUUCUCUUGCUUCUAUGACUUGCAUUUAUCUGCUGUGGGAUGCGAGUGCUCUAGGGACAUAUAUUCUUGUCUUAUGCACUCAAAGUUUUUAUGCUCUUGCGCAAUGGAUAAAAAAUUUGUUCUUUUUCGUUAUACCAUAGAUGAACUAAAAUCUUUGGUUGAAGCAUUAGAAGGAGAAUCACAUGCUAUUAAGGUAUGGGCAAAUAAAAGGCUUGGAAUGGUAUCUACUGUUUCCAGUGAGGUUUGCAUGUAUGAACCAGAUAUGGAGAAAGAUAUGUACAAAGCAAAGAAUCCCAAAGAAGAGGAGACCUCGGUAAUAGGAGCCACGAAUAACUCAAAUUUAAAUAUACCUAGCAGGCCUCAUAGUCAUGUCACUUCAGAGAUAGUUCAGUCAGAGUCUCACGAUGUAACUUCUGGUGCAUCAUAUGGAAUUAUAGAAAAUCAUAAUCAUAGUAUUGAUAAAAAGUUGGCCGCAGAUAACGGACAUAAAGUGGACCAGGAAGGUUCUUUGGAUUUGAAUGUUGAAGCCGUAUCAGAUGGAAAUGAAAAUAAUUUGCUGCUUAAGAGUUUCUUAACAGAGGAAAAAUUAUGUUGCUCCGGCUCUGGAACAAAACAAGGAAACAUUGGGCUUGCUGGCGAGCAUAACCUAUCACAGUUUUGUGUUCUGCAGACAGAACUUUCAUCAUGUUCAAGGGUUGUUGCUUAUUCUGGUCCAUUUAAUGGUGGAAAAUUUGGGAUAGAUUCAAAUUCUGGAAAGCAUCCUAACUGCAUGGUUAAAAGGGAAAUCAUUGACUCGAUGAAUAGAAGUAUAUCUUUGAGUGAUGAAAGCCAUCUAAUGCAAGUGUUUGGUACUACUGUGAAGCUUAUAAGUUUGGGAUCUGUUGCUUAUGGAAAACUAUGGUGCACUAAGCAGGCAAUAUAUCCAAGAGGAUUCAAGAGUCUAGUUAGCUUCUUUAGCAUUCUUGAUCCAGCAAGAAUAUGUAGCUAUAUUUCUGAAGUUGUUGAUGCUGGAUUUCUUGGACCUCUUUUCAAGGUUACCCUGGAAGGUCAUCCAAAUGAGGUGUUCACUGAUACCACAGCAGACAAGUGCUGGGAAUCAAUUCUAAAGAGACUACAUGAUGAAAUCGUUAGGCAAAGGAGUCUAGGUGAACUAGAACUUCCUCCGAUAGAGCUUUUGAAAAGCAUUAAUGGUCAUAGAAUGUUUGGCUUCCAUUUGCCAUCUGUUGUUCAGGCCAUUGAAGCGCAAGAUCUCACUCAUCAGUGUGCAGAGUACUGGAACCACAAAGGUGCCCUCACUUCACAGGGCCGCGCGAUUAAAAAGUUCAAAGAUGGUUCAGGUAGCUCUUCAGGCAAUGGCAAUACCAAAGUUUUUGGCAUCAAUUUAAUUAAGCAGGAAGAUGAUGACAUAGGUGGAAGUUGUCAUUCCCUUGGAGAGAUGCAAUCAAUAUUACAGGGAUUGCUAAAAAGGGCAAGUGCUGAUGAGUUAAGCGCAAUGCGUAAGUUAUUCAGCUCGGAUGCUUUGUGCUCCCAGUGGAGAAUGACAUUCUUAGCCCUGAUGGAGGAGAUCAAUAAAGCUGGUAGAUAAAAGAAAAAUAAGGUUUCAGUUCUUUGACUCUUGGGAUAGUCAUUUCAAUUUAAUUGCUAGGGUAGGUCCAUUCUUUAAGAGAUCAAUUAAACUGAAGUUGCUGGGUGAAACACAUGAUAAAAUUUUGCUACUUUUGCCCACAAUCAAUGACCAGAUUAUAGACGGAUAAUGCCAUUGACCAAUUCAGGCUUUCGUUAGAAAGUAUCUUUCUUUUUUCUUUCUUUUUUUUUUUUCAUUUUUUUAAGGCUUAGAAUUUUAGCUGCUACUAGACUUAGGUCAAAUAUUUUGUCCACAUUAUCUCUCAUCAAUUCCUGUAUAUACACACAGAAAUACAAAUGCUGAUAUUACAAUAAUAAUAGUAGAGGGAAAAUGCAUGGUCACAUGUAAUGCUUCUUCAGUUA
Molecule: messenger RNA, 3985 nt
Organism: Arachis ipaensis
Lineage: Eukaryota; Viridiplantae; Streptophyta; Magnoliopsida; Fabales; Fabaceae
Source: RefSeq, a predicted model, not a curated record